Molecule: messenger RNA, 3122 nt
Organism: Xenopus tropicalis (tropical clawed frog)
Lineage: Eukaryota; Metazoa; Chordata; Amphibia; Anura; Pipidae
Gene: fzd8
Product: frizzled class receptor 8
Biological process (GO): cell surface receptor signaling pathway
Cellular component (GO): membrane; plasma membrane
Molecular function (GO): transmembrane signaling receptor activity
Source: RefSeq, marked validated
GAAGGAAGGGAGCGGCGCCUGUAGAGAAGCGCACAGCCCACAAACGCUCAGCCAGUAGCGCACAGCCCACAAGCGCUCAGCCAGUAGCGCACAGCCCACAAGCGCUCAGCCAGUAGCGCACAGCUCACAAGCGCUCAGCCACAAGCGCUCAGCUCACAAGCGCACAUUCAUCCAGGUGCCGGAAUAUAGAUUUAUUGCCACUCCGGGCUAGUAGCCCCAUCAGUGAGAAGCCGAGGGAAGCUGUCACUGUGGAUUUACAACCCUUCCGACUGGGACUGGUUCCUUCCCGCUGAACUUGCCGGCGAGUUGAGGGGAUGAGCCCCCGGCAGUGACCCCCGCAGCUGUGAGUGGAGCCGUGCAGCAUGGAGUGCCUGUACCUGCUGCUGCUGGCCGUGUCCUGGCUGCAGGGAUCGCAAUGCGCCGCCGCUAAGGAGCUGUCCUGCCAAGAGAUCACCGUGCCCCUGUGCAAGGAUAUCGGCUACAACUACACCUACAUGCCCAACCAGUUCAACCACGACACGCAGGACGAGGCGGGCAUGGAGGUGCACCAGUUCUGGCCGCUGGUGGUCAUUCACUGCUCCCCGGACCUGAAGUUCUUCCUGUGCAGCAUGUACACCCCCAUCUGCCUGGAGGACUACAAGAAGCCGCUGCCCCCCUGCCGGAGCGUGUGUGAGCGGGCCCGGGCCGGCUGUGCCCCCCUCAUGCGUCAGUAUGGGUUCGCCUGGCCGGAUCGCAUGCGAUGUGAUCGUCUGCCCGAGCAGGGCAACCCCGACACCCUGUGUAUGGACUACUACAACCGAACGGAGCAGACCACGGCGGCGCCCAGCCACCCAGAGCCCCCCAAGCCCCCGGCCAGGUCGGCACCUAAGGGCAGGACCCGUGUGGAGCCCCCAAGGCCCCGGCCCCGGGCACCAGGGUGCGAACCGGGCUGCCAGUGUCGGGCCCCUAUGGUGCCGGUAACCAACGAGAGGCACCCCCUGUACAACCGGGUCCGGACCGGGCAGAUCCCGAACUGUGCCAUGCCGUGCCACAACCCCUACUUCAGCCCGGAGGAGAGAACCUUCACCGAGUUCUGGAUCGGCCUCUGGUCGGUGCUUUGUUUCGCCUCCACAUUUGCCACUGUAUCUACUUUCCUUAUCGACAUGGAGCGAUUCAAGUACCCAGAGCGCCCCAUCAUCUUCCUCUCUGCCUGCUACCUCCUGGUCUCGGCUGGCUACCUGGUCCGGCUGAUUGCUGGCCAUGAGAAGGUGGCUUGUAGCCGUGGCGAGUUGGACCUGGAACAUAUUAUCCACUAUGAAACCACUGGGCCAGCGCUGUGCACCCUGGUCUUCCUGCUGAUUUACUUCUUUGGCAUGGCCAGCUCCAUCUGGUGGGUCAUUCUAUCUCUCACCUGGUUCCUGGCCGCUGGCAUGAAAUGGGGCAACGAAGCCAUAGCUGGCUACUCACAGUAUUUCCACCUGGCCGCCUGGUUGGUGCCCAGCAUCAAAUCUAUUGCUGUGCUGGCCCUCAGCUCAGUGGAUGGGGACCCGGUGGCUGGCAUUUGCUUUGUGGGCAAUCAGAACCUGGACAACUUGCGGGGAUUUGUGUUGGCACCGUUGGUCAUCUACCUGUUCAUUGGCAGCAUGUUCCUCCUGGCCGGCUUUGUCUCCCUAUUUAGGAUCCGGAGUGUCAUUAAACAAGGGGGCACCAAGACUGACAAACUGGAGAAACUCAUGAUCCGGAUAGGGAUAUUCAGCGUUUUGUACACGGUGCCGGCCACCAUCGUGGUGGCAUGUUUUUUCUAUGAACAGCACAACCGGCAGGGUUGGGAGGUGGCACAUAACUGUAACUCGUGCCAGCCAGAGGUGGCACAGCCCCGCCGACCAGACUAUGCCGUUUUCAUGCUCAAGUACUUUAUGUGCCUAGUGGUUGGCAUCACCUCUGGUGUGUGGAUCUGGUCGGGCAAGACUUUGGAGUCGUGGAGGGCGUUCUGUACCCGCUGCUGUUGGGGCAGCAAAGCGACUGGAGGCUCUAUGUACAGUGACGUUAGCACCGGGCUGACAUGGAGAUCUGGGACUGGCAGCUCAGUGUCCUACCCAAAACAAAUGCCCUUAUCUCAGGUCUAGACGGAGGUUUAACGUGGACUUAAGGCGAGGUUUGCAAAUUGUUCUGUUUUAACUUAACACUCUUGUCCCCUUACCUGGGCAGCGCCCAACCUGUGGCCCAUUCAGCUCUUGCUGAGCGACAACUUCCAGCAGUGUCCACUUAGUGCUGCUGGGAGUUGAAGUUCCACAACAGCUGGAAGGUUGCAGGAUGGACCUUACACCUAGAUACUGGGGGGUGCGGGGGAGGGACAGACCUGAGACUUAUUAAGACUGACCAACGUCGCCCAACUUGCCCCCCCCCCCCUUUAGAUUCUUGCUAUUAGCAUGAUAAUGAACUCUUAAUGGUAUCCAUUAGCAGGGACUUGAAUGACUGGUCCGGACAAUGUACCUGGUAUUGAAGCCUCCCUGAUUUCUCCCAUUUAUAUGCAAGGAGCAUUUGUGAAGGCGAUAAUUAUAGCUAAGCAGGGGCCGGGAUUGCCCCCUUGGCUACAAGGAAAGAGGCAAUAACUAUCUGUGCUGCUGCUGCUGCUGUGGGUCAUUCUGGUUCCGUAUCACAUUUAGCUGUGUCCUCAGCCAUUUCCCCCCCCCCCCCCCCAGUCCCAUGGGUGAGCCCUACUUGUGCCGCCAACUGUGCCUGAAUAAUGUUUAUUUCUUCUUGGCAUAGCGGGAGUCUUAACAGCAGGGUACGGGGUUCUAUGAAUUAACCACCAAGCCUGUUUUAACUACAACUCCCAGCAUCCCUGGUUGGACAGCCCUGGCUUUUUUUUUUUUUUCUUCCUAAAACUAAACUAUUGCCUUAAAAAUGGAAUAAAAUGUCUUAAUUAAGAAGCAGUACCCCAAUUAAAUACGGGUUUCUUCCAUAAUAGGAUGUAUUUAUAUAAUUAUUUGUCUUGUAAAAUGUGUAAUAUACUGUACAUAGGCACAAAGCUAUGAUGCUCUGUACAUUUCUUUUGUAUAAAGGAUAGAGGCUUCUCAAUAAGAGCAAAUAUUGGAGUAUUCUAUUUUGUCAAUAAAAAUGACCAUUUUUUAUAUAAAUGA